Pundamilia nyererei is the source of this 1433-nucleotide messenger RNA. Its product is annotated as allantoinase, mitochondrial. Gene Ontology annotation, molecular function: zinc ion binding; allantoinase activity; cobalt ion binding. Gene Ontology annotation, biological process: allantoin catabolic process; purine nucleobase catabolic process. NCBI's taxonomy places the organism in Eukaryota, Metazoa, Chordata, Actinopteri, Cichliformes, Cichlidae. The transcript has 11 exons. The coding region runs from base 28 to 1410 and encodes 460 amino acids. Gene Ontology annotation, cellular component: cytoplasm. The record is from RefSeq and is a predicted model, not a curated record.
CUCAAUAACAGUCAAUAAAAAAGAAACAUGGAACUCGGAUCAACAGUCAGUGCUGUGAGGAGUACGAGGGUGCUGGAUGGUGACAAAGUACGUCCUGCAGUUGUAGUUAUAAAGGAUGGGAAGAUACAUGAAAUAGUCUCGAGCUGCAGCUUUUCUGAGGAUGUGGCCUGUCAGGUGCUGGAUGUGGGUGACAGCGUGGUGAUGCCAGGCAUUGUAGACUGCCACGUUCACGUGAAUGAACCAGGCCGUACCUCCUGGGAGGGUUUCUGGACCGCCACCAGAGCUGCAGCAGCCGGAGGGGUGACGACGAUUGUGGACAUGCCGCUAAACAGCAUCCCUCCCACCACAACUCUUGGAAAUUUUCACGAGAAGCUGCGGGAGGCAACAGGGAAGUGUUUUGUGGAUGUAGCCUUCUGGGGAGGCGUGGUCCCUGGCAAUCAGCUCCAUCUACGUCCAAUGAUCCAGGCUGGAGUGGCUGGCUUCAAGUGUUUUCUCAUCCAUAGCGGGGUGGAUGAGUUCCCCCAUGUAAAUGACAGCGAUCUACAUACAGCCAUGAAGCAGCUGCAAGGCACAGGAAGCGUCCUGCUGUUUCAUGCAGAGAGGGACGUUUGGGAAGGAAAAGGAGAGACUGGUGACCCUUGCCAGUACUCCACCUUCUUGCGGUCCAGGCCAGACGUCAUGGAAACCGAAGCUAUUCGUGUUGUCACAGAGCUUUGCCUGCAGUACAGGGUUCGCUGCCACAUAGUUCACUUGUCUUCUGCAAAGCCACUGAAACUGAUUGAGGAAGCACGGCAGGCUGGAGCUCCUCUGACUGUGGAGACCACCCAUCACUAUCUCAGCCUGUGUGCAGAAGACAUACCUGCAGGGGCCACGCAAUUUAAGUGCUGCCCACCCAUCAGAGGAUCUGUUAACCGAGAGCAGCUAUGGUCUGCGCUGAAAGCUGGACAGAUUGACAUGGUGGUCUCAGACCACUCCCCCUGCACCACCGACUUGAAGAAACUGGACAGUGGAGACUUCACACAGGCUUGGGGAGGGAUUUCUUCUUUACAGUUUGGCUUGUCUCUGUUCUGGAGUUCAGCCAGUAAACGAGGUUUUCAGCUCCCUGAUGUUGUGAGGCUCCUGAGCCAAAAAACAGCUCAGCUGUGUUGCCUCGACAGCCGGAAGGGCUGCCUUGCCCCCAGUUAUGAUGCCGACUUGGUCGUGUGGGACCCAGAGAGAGAGUUUGAGAUUCAAGAAGAAAACAUACAUCAUAAAAACAAGCUGACUCCUUACCUUGGCCUCAAACUGCAAGGGGCCGUGCGCGCCACCAUCCUGAGGGGACGGCUCGUGUACGAAGAUGGCAGCUUCUGCGCCGAACCUCUGGGGAAGCAUCUCCUCAUCCCUCAGAAGACAAAUCAGGCCCAACUGUGAAGCACAAUGACAAGCUGUCAUAA